Messenger RNA from Fragaria vesca subsp. vesca, 2008 nucleotides. Its product is annotated as E3 ubiquitin-protein ligase XBAT32-like. Gene Ontology annotation, molecular function: protein binding. The record is from RefSeq and is a predicted model, not a curated record. Bases 283 to 1809 code for a protein of 508 amino acids. Lineage: Eukaryota; Viridiplantae; Streptophyta; Magnoliopsida; Rosales; Rosaceae. The transcript has 10 exons.
GGUUAUGUGCAGAAGAAGAAGAACAAGUCUCACUCACUCUCUGGGAAUAACACAGUGAGAUUCAUACCGUUACAACCAACUCCCUUUUCAGAAGCUGCUGUGGGGUAGUUGUCUCUGGUUUGGUAAAAGGAACCAACGACCUCUUUUCAUGUAUAUACAACAUAGCUGUUUCCAUCUCUCAAAGUCUUUAUCUCUGUGCAAGGGUGGAUUAAGGAUUUGGUGUCUUGCGUUUUUGGUUUAUUUUGUACUCAGUUGUAGUAUUCUCUCAAUUUUGGGGUGGUGAUGAAGUUUCUAAGCGUUAUGGGGAACUCUUUCGGAUGCUCAGCAUCAGGGGAGCGGUUGGUUUCAGCUGCAAGAGAUGGAGAUCUUCAAGAGGCCAAGGCCCUGUUGGAAUGUAAUCCUCGUCUAGCGAGGUACUCCACUUUUGGUGUUCGUAAUUCACCACUCCAUUAUUCUGCAGCUCAGGGCCACCAUGAGAUAGUUACGCUCUUGCUUGAGUCUGGAGUUGAUAUUAAUCUCAGGAAUUAUCGUGGUCAGACUGCUUUGAUGCAAGCUUGCCAACAUGGUCAUUGGGAGGUUGUUCUGACCUUGAUUCUGUUUAAAGCCACUAUUCACAGAGCAGAUUAUCUGAAUGGGGGUACUGCACUCCACUUGGCUGCUUUAAAUGGUCAUACUCGGUGCAUCAGAAUCCUCCUUGCUGAUUACAUUCCCAGCAUUCCGGAUUUUUGGAGCAUGUUAAGGAAUGCAUUAGAGAAAGAAGAGCCAAUUACAGAGUUUGAUCAUGAUGUUUUGGGUCAGAUAAUUAAUAGGCCUGCUGAUGGAGGAAUCACUGCUCUGCAUAUGGCAGCACUAAAUGGUCAUCUUGAAACUGUACAACUACUUUUGGAUUUGGGGGCUUCUAUAUGUGCAGUUACUGUGGAAGAUGGAGCUACAAUUGAUUUAAUAGGGGCUGGAAGCACAGCCCUACAUUAUGCUGCAUGCGGAGGAAAUACCCAGUGUUGUCAAAUUCUGAUUUCCAGAGGUGCCAAUCUGAAAGCUGAAAAUGCAAACGGAUGGACGCCCUUGAUGGUGGCUCGUUCAUGGCAUAGAGAUUGGCUUGAGGAAGUCCUUAGUUCAGAGCAAGAAGGCCAGCAGUCACAGAUACUUCAAAGUCUUCCUUCACCAUACCUAUCCCUUCCUGUUAUGAGCAUUGUGAAGAUUGCUAGAGAAUGUGGAUGGAGGAACAACGAUUCUUUACAUGCAUGCGAAGAUCCAUGCGUUGUCUGUUUGGAAAGACAGUGCACCGUGGCUGCAGAAGGUUGUGAUCAUGAGUUCUGCACAAGUUGUGCCUUGUAUCUUUGUUCUACAAACUGCAGCACGACUGCAGCUCGUGGUCCCUUGGGAUCAAUCGCAUGUCCUCUAUGCCGGAAUGGCAUAGUUUCAUUUGUGAAGCUUCUAAAAGUAAGACCAAUGGGGAAGGGUCCGGCAAAAACUAGUUUAUCCCUAUCAUUUUGCAGCUGUUCUAUCGAGGAACCAGAGACAACCUCCUCAAUAACCACCCCAUUAUGCAAGCCCAGUUUUCGUUCCUCUCGAAAAUCUUCGCUGGGAUAUUUCCGGUCCCAAAGCUUCCAGAAGUUCACAUCGAUCAAAGUCGCCCACAGCCUCUGCAUGGGAGGAGGAGGGGUUUCAAACAUUACUACUUGUUUGAUUCCCUGCUCUGCUCGUAGCUGUUCGAGAUCAGGCUUCAGAAGAACAACUUCUCAGCCUGAGGGUAGAAGGUCAUGGCUUUGUGCACUCAAUCAACAAGCAAUGACUAGCAGCGGAGGUUGAAUAACAUUGUUUUAAUUCUUCUUUUCUUUGAAUUUUUUUUAUCUCGAGUUUUAAGUGAUUUUCCAUCUCAUUGUUGUCUAUAGUGUGACUGAAAAUCAUUUGCUACUGGGCUGAUAAUUGGAAGGGCUGUAAAUAUACAUUCAUUGAAAAGAAAUCUGUACCAAGAAAAAUGAAAAAGAAAAAGAAAAAUCUCAAGUGA